AUGCCAGUCACUCUGGUUCUAGGCUCGCAAUGGGGCGACGAAGGCAAGGGCAAGCUCGUCGAUAUUCUCGCUUCUUCCGCCUCCCUCGUAUGCCGUGCCGCUGGUGGGAACAAUGCCGGCCACACCAUCGUCGUCAACGACGUGACCUACGACUUCCACAUCCUCCCUUCCGGCCUCAUUAACCCAUCGUGCAAAAUCAAUCUCAUUGGAACCGGCUGUGUCGUGCAUAUCCCGAGCUUCUUCAAGGAACUCAAGGCGUUAGAAGACAAAGGUUUGCAAGGUGUACGCGAGCGCAUCUUGAUUAGCGACCGGGCGCAUGUCUGCUUCGACCUGCAUGGCGUCGUGGACGGCAUCGCAGAGGACAAGAGCAAGAACAUCGAAGGCGGCAAGGGCAUGAUCGGCACCACUCGCAAGGGUAUCGGGCCUUGCUAUAGCGACAAAGUAGCGCGCCGCGGUGUCACGUUUUGGAUGCUCGUCAAUGAGAAGCAGAGAUGGGAGCGGCGAUUGCGAGACCUCGAGGCCAACUACCGCAAGCUCUAUGGUGAUGCGGCGCUGCGGGGCUACAACGUCGAAGAGGAGAUCAAGAAGCUGAGCGCUUUCCGUUCCGAACUGCAGCGGUAUGUCGUUGACCAGACGCCUCUCCUUGCACAGGCCGUCGGGACCAAGGGCGUGGCGACCGUGAGCUCCAAUGGCCAAGUAGCCGGCCCACCGAACAUCUUGAUCGAAGGCGCCAACGCCUUGCUCCUGGACAUCGACCACGGGACUUAUCCCUACGUCACUUCCAGUAACACCGGUCUCGGCGGCGUCUUCACCGGCCUUGCCGGACUCUCGCCUCAAUCCCUCUCCGCGCCAGGAAGCGACAUCGUGGGCGUCGUCAAAGCGUACACCACGCGCGUGGGCUCCGGACCAUUCCCGACAGAACUCGACGCCGCCAUCUCGUCCGUGGACGCCGAGUACGGCGGACGAUUACAGCGAGUUGGGCGCGAAUUCGGCGUGACGACGGGCCGGAAGCGACGCUGCGGCUGGUUCGAUCUCGUGCUCGUCAAGUACUCUGCCCACAUCAACUGCUAUACCAAACUGAACCUGACGAAGCUUGACGUGCUGGAUGACUUUGAGGAAAUCCGCAUCGCCACGGGCUACAAAGUCGACGGCCAGGUCCUGCCGAGUUUCCCUGCUGACCUCGACGCCAUGGAGCAAUUGGAAAUCGAGUAUAAGACCUUCAAAGGUUGGCAAACGAAGACUACGGGUUGUAAGUCCUUUGAAGACCUGCCGCCCCAGGCCAGGGAGUAUGUUGAUUACAUUGAGCGCGAGGUUGGCGUGCCUGUGAAGUGGAUCGGCACGGGGCCGAGGAGGGAGGAUAUGAUUGUUCGAAUAGAAUCAUGA
Rhinocladiella mackenziei CBS 650.93 is the source of this 1383-nucleotide messenger RNA. RefSeq names its product adenylosuccinate synthase. Gene Ontology annotation, molecular function: GTP binding; adenylosuccinate synthase activity. The record is from RefSeq and is a predicted model, not a curated record. Bases 1 to 1383 code for a protein of 460 amino acids. Gene Ontology annotation, biological process: 'de novo' AMP biosynthetic process; IMP metabolic process. Gene Ontology annotation, cellular component: cytoplasm. Lineage: Eukaryota; Fungi; Ascomycota; Eurotiomycetes; Chaetothyriales; Herpotrichiellaceae. The transcript has a single exon.